UUUCUGAAUGUGGCGACGGUGGAAAACGGGAAGCAGAAACUGAGGGGAGAGGAAGAAGAAGAAGUGUGUAUAAUGAGACCUCUGCUGCUGCGCUCCUCGCUCGGCUGCCUGGCGACACAUUUCGGCUCAUUUUCCGCUUCUCGAAACAAACUCGUGACACAAGCAACAUCCGCUCCUCACCUGUUGUAUCUCAGAAAAACCAUGCACUAUCAGACGGAGGAGAGAGGACGCCCCCAUUCACCUGACUACCGGAUUUAUUUUAAAACCUCUGAUGGAAAAUACAUUUCACCAUUCCAUGACAUCCCACUUAUAGCGGAGACAGAACAGGAAAACGAUGUGCCUGCUAAAAAGUCCAAGAAGAGUGAGGUUCUCUAUAACAUGGUAGUGGAGGUGCCUCGAUGGUCAAAUGCUAAAAUGGAGAUUGCAACAAAGGAACCGCUGAACCCGAUCAAACAAGAUGUAAAGAAAGGAAAGCUCCGAUAUGUCGCCAAAGUUUUUCCCCAUAAAGGUUAUAUUUGGAAUUAUGGGGCACUUCCACAGACAUGGGAGGACCCAGACCACACGGACACAGAGACAAAGUGUUGCGGUGAUAAUGAUCCCAUUGACGUUUGUGAGAUCGGCACCAAGGUGUGUGUUCCAGGUCAGGUGAUCCAAGUGAAAGUGCUCGGCAUCUUGGCCAUGAUCGACGAGGGAGAAAUGGACUGGAAGGUCAUCGCUAUCAGUGCUGAGGACCCCGAUGCCAAACACAUGAAUAGCAUAGAGGACGUCCGGAAGAGCCGGCCCGGUCAUUUAGAGGCCACUGUCGACUGGUUUAGGAAGUACAAGGUGCCCGAUGGAAAGCCUGAGAACCAAUUUGGAUUCAAUGGACAAUUUAAAGACAAGGAUUUUGCGGUUGCGAUCAUAAAGUCCACCCAUGAGCACUGGAGGGCACUAGUGCAGAAGCAGGAGAAUAGUGGAGGGAUUGAAUGCAAAAAUAUCUCCUGCUGUGAGAGCCCUUUCAAAUGCAGUGCAGAUGAGGCCAAAGAUGUGGUAGAAUCGGCUCCUGCAUUUGGCAGCGCACAUCCCGUGUCUCCAGAGGUGGACAAGUGGCAUUUUGUCUGAAGCCCUAGAGACAACAUGGAAAUCAACAAAACAUCCUAACGUCUAAUGAAGCAGCUGCAUCUUGUGUAUUCAGCUGGAUUUUUUUUUGGUAAGGACUCAUUCUCCGCUGUAUAAAGUGCCAUCCAGGUUUAUCGUCCAUUCAUUUGUUGGGAAAAAUAAACAUGCUGAUACCCAGGAGAUUGAAAAUACCAGCUGGGGAAGAUCUGCACUUUUGUACGAGAUGUGUUUUUAAGUGUCAUGUCUGACACCAGAUUGAUUUAUAAUCAUUCAGAGGUUAAUCACAAACAUUAUUGUUGUCUUUUCUAUUAAAGUGUAAUUUUUGUUGUAUG
Molecule: messenger RNA, 1430 nt
Organism: Epinephelus lanceolatus (giant grouper)
Lineage: Eukaryota; Metazoa; Chordata; Actinopteri; Perciformes; Serranidae
Gene: ppa2
Product: inorganic pyrophosphatase 2
Biological process (GO): phosphate-containing compound metabolic process
Cellular component (GO): cytoplasm
Molecular function (GO): inorganic diphosphate phosphatase activity; magnesium ion binding
Source: RefSeq, a predicted model, not a curated record